Molecule: messenger RNA, 948 nt
Organism: Cervus elaphus (red deer)
Lineage: Eukaryota; Metazoa; Chordata; Mammalia; Artiodactyla; Cervidae
Product: olfactory receptor 12-like
Exons: 1
Coding region: 1-948 (315 amino acids)
Biological process (GO): G protein-coupled receptor signaling pathway; sensory perception of smell
Cellular component (GO): membrane
Molecular function (GO): odorant binding; olfactory receptor activity; G protein-coupled receptor activity
Source: RefSeq, a predicted model, not a curated record
AUGAAGAAUGAACUGAAUAAGAAUUACUCAGAAGUGAUGGAGUUUAUUCUGCUGGGAUUCCGAACAUCUCCAGAUAUACAGAUUCUCUUAUUUUCACUCUUCUUGCUUAUCUAUAUGGUCAUUGUGGUGGGAAAUAUCAGCAUGUUAGUUGUCAUUAAAAUCAACUCCAGACUUCAUACCCCUAUGUAUUUCUUUCUCAGAAAUCUGUCUUAUUUAGAUCUGUGCUACUCCUCUGUCAUUGCUCCCAAAACUCUGGCCACUUUCUUAUCCAAAGACAAGAGAAUUUCUUACAAUGGCUGUGCAACCCAGUUCUUUUUCUUUGCUCUCUUUGUUGGGACUGAAGGCUUUCUUCUAGCUGUGAUGGCAUACGAUCGCUUCUCAGCCAUUUGCUCGCCCUUCCUCUACGCUGUCCGUAUGUCCCAGCAGGCUUGUGUUUGUUUGGUGAUUGCCUCCUACAUCUGUGGCUGCAUCAACUCCAUGAUCCAAACAGGUUUCACUUUCAGUUUGCGUUUCUGUGGAGAAAACAGAUUGGACCACUUUUUCUGUGAUGUCCCAGCCCUGAUCAAGAUAUCCUGUGUGGACACCUUGGUGAAUGAGAUUGUACUGUUUAUUCUGUCUGCCUUCAUCAUCAUCACUACCACAACUGUCAUUCUGGUUUCUUAUGCAUGUAUCCUGUCCACUGUUCUAAAGAUCCCCUCAACUCAUGGCAGGAGUAAGACCUUCUCCACUUGUAGCUCUCAUAUCACUGUGGUGAGUUUGUUCUAUGGAACUGUAUUCUUCAUGUAUGCCCAGCCUGGAGCCAUCUCUUCACCAGAGAAAAACAAGAUUAUAGCUGUAUUCUACACUCUUAUCAUCCCUAUGUUGAAUCCUCUGAUUUAUAGUCUAAGGAAUAGGGAGGUAAAAAAUUCUGUGAAAAGGAUAUUGUUGAGAAAAAAACCUUUUCAUUGA